GGCGGUGGCCCGGCUCCCGGAGGCUGUCGCGGAGCCCCCCCGGGGUCCCCGGGAAGGGGCGCGGGCUGACCGAUGUGCGUGAGGAGAUGCCUGGUGGGCCUCAUCUUUUGUACCUGCUACCUGGCUUCUUACCUCACGAACAAGUAUGUCCUGUCUGUCUUGAAAUUUACGUACCCUACAUUAUUCCAAGGGUGGCAGACAUUGAUUGGUGGACUUUUGCUUCAUGUGUCAUGGAAACUGGGCUGGGCCGAGAUCCACGGCAGUUCAAGAUCUGAUGUUUCAGCGUGGCUUCCUGCUUCGGUGCUGUUUGUGGGUAUAAUCUAUGCUGGUUCCAGAGCAUUAUCCAAACUGGCCAUUCCUGUGUUUCUCACUUUGCAUAAUGUAGCUGAAGUUAUCCUCUGUGGGCACCAGAUGUGUUUUCGGAAAGAGAAAACUUCUCCUGCAAAGAUCUGUAGUGCUCUCUUCCUCCUGGCUGCUGCAGGAUGCCUUCCCUUCAACGACCCCCAGUUUGAUCCUGGUGGAUAUUUCUGGGCUGUAAUUCACUUAUUCUGCGUAGGGGCUUAUGAGAUAUUGCAGAAGGCCCGGAAACCCAAUGUGCUAAGCGACAUUGACCAGCAGUACUUAAACUAUAUGUUCAGUGUGGUGCUCCUGGCACUUGCAUCCCAUCCCACAGGUGAUCUCAUCAGUGUCCCGGACUUCCCAUUCCUGUAUUUCUACAGAUUCCAUGGCAGCUGCUGUGCCAGCGGAUUGUUAGGAUUCUUUCUCAUGCUCAGCACAGUGAAGCUGAAAAGCCUUAUGGCCCCAGGGCAGUGUGCAGCCUGGAUUUUCUUUGCUAAGGUCAUCACAGCUGGCUCAUCAGUAUUGCUGUUUGAUAUGACCCUGACCAGUGCAACGGUGGGAUGCCUCUUGCUCGGUGGACUUGGAGAGGCCUUGCUGGUUUUCUCAGAGCGGAAGGGCUCCUAAGGGCAGGAAGAGUCGACUCACGGGUGCCAGCUGGGGUACACAGCCCCUGGACGUCGGACCUCCCUGUCAAGUGUGUUAGAGGGAAGAAAGCAGGGAUGGUGAGUCCACCGCUUCUCACAGCAUGAAGGAGAACUCUCUCCAUGGGUCUCUGGGCUGCUGUAGAGAAUGGACUGUGUUGUGUCUUCCUGCUCCGAGAGGCUCCCUCAGGUCCCGCUGACCACACCAUGCCCAGUGGUGCAGACUCAGCUAUGGUAGUCCCCCUGUACAGGGAUGGCUCUGCUCACCUGGAUGGCUACGCAGGCCUCCUUAUUAAACACCUGUCACCAAA
Messenger RNA from Callorhinus ursinus (northern fur seal), 1291 nucleotides. Lineage: Eukaryota; Metazoa; Chordata; Mammalia; Carnivora; Otariidae. The record is from RefSeq and is a predicted model, not a curated record.